Molecule: messenger RNA, 954 nt
Organism: Helianthus annuus (common sunflower)
Lineage: Eukaryota; Viridiplantae; Streptophyta; Magnoliopsida; Asterales; Asteraceae
Exons: 3
Coding region: 1-954 (317 amino acids)
Source: RefSeq, a predicted model, not a curated record
AUGGCUAAUGCAACGACAUGGGAUGAUUUUAAGGAGUUGAUGCGGGAAGAGUACUGUCCUCGUGACGAGAUUCAGAAGCUCGAGAACGAGUACUACGAUUUGAAGAUGGAAGGGUCUGAGAUUGAGGCUUACACGAAACGAUCUCAUGAACUAGCAAUUUUGUGCCCUAACCUGUCUCGACCUCCACCUCGAAGAAUUGAACUAUACAUCAAGGGCCUAGCACUAUCGUGUGGGGAUGAAGGUCAGAUCAAGCGGGAUUGCCCUCAGUUGAAUCAGAAUGUCAAUGACAACAACAACAACAAUGCUGGGAACAACAACAAUGGCAGCAAUGGUGCUCGUGGAAGGAGUUAUGUGUCCCUAGAGUUCAGUCAGCGAUUAGGGCUAACCCCAAUACCUUUAGAAGCUAAGUAUGUAGUAGAAUUAGCUGAUGGCAAAACGAUAGCAGCUUCGCAUGUCCUUUUUGGGUGUAAACUAGAUCUUGUGGGUCAAGUGUUUGAUAUUGACCUCCUUUCUGUUACCCUCGGUAGUUUUGAUGUAGUGGUUGGUAUGGAUUGGUUGUCUAAACAUCAAGCUGAGAUUCUAUGUAAGGAGAAGAUUGUACGUAUUCCUCUCCCCAGUGGAGAGUCAUUAUCGGUUCAGGGGCAUCGUAGUGGGACAAUGGUUGGUAUCAUCUCAGCUAUGCAAGCGCAGAAAUGUCUACGAAAGGGGUAUCCUGCUAUUCUAGCACUUGUUACUGAUACUCCAUCAGAAGAAAGAAAGAUCAAAGACCUGCCAGUUGUUCAUGAAUUUCCUGAGGAACUACUUGGUUUACCUCCUCACUGUCAAGUGGAAUUUCAGAUCGAUCUUGCACCAGGAGUGGCUCCAAUUGCUCGUGCUCCUUAUCGUUUAGCACCUGGAGAGUUGCAAGAGCUAUCCAAUCAACUUCAAGAGCUGUUGGAUAGAGGCUUUAUCUGA